Doryrhamphus excisus (bluestripe pipefish) is the source of this 8190-nucleotide messenger RNA. NCBI's taxonomy places the organism in Eukaryota, Metazoa, Chordata, Actinopteri, Syngnathiformes, Syngnathidae. The record is from RefSeq and is a predicted model, not a curated record.
GACUUGGCCACCAGAACUGCAAGGUACCACAGUUGGCCUGCAGUUUGGAUGCGACCAGAACCGGCUAACCGACUUGGCCACCAGAACUGCAGUAUGUAUGUCUGCACCCAGCUAACUAACUUGGCCUCUUGAACUGCUGUAUGUAUGUAUGUAUGUAUGUAUGUAUGUAUGUUUGCACCCAGCUAUCUAACUUGGCCUCUUGAACUGCAGUGUGUCUGCGUGCGUGCGUGCGUGCGUGCGUGCGUGCGUAUGUAUGUGCGUACGUAUGUAUGUGCGUGCGCGCGUGCGUAUGUAUGUUUAUGUGUGUGUGUAUGUAUGUUUAUGUGUAUGUAUGUUUGUGUGUGUGUGUGUGUGUGUGUGUGUGUGUGUGUGUGUGUGUGUGUGUGUGUGUGUGUAUGUAUGUUUGUGUGUGUGUAUGUGUGUGUGUGUAUGUGUGUGUGUGUAUGUGUGCGUGCGUGCGUACGUACGUAUGUAUGUAUGUAUGUUUAUGCGUAUGUAUGUUUAUGCGUGCUUGUGUGUGUAUGUUUUUGUAUGUGUGUGCAUGCGUACGUACGUAUGUAUGUAUGUAUGUAUGUUUAUGCGUAUGUAUGUUUAUGCGUGCUUGUGUGUGUGUGUGUGUGUAUGUAUGUUUAUGUUAUGUGUGUGUGUGUGUGUAUGUAUGUUUUAUGUUGUGUGUGUGUGUGUGUGUGUGUGUGUGUGUGUGUGUGUGUGUGUGUGUGUGUGUGUGUGUGUGUGUGUGUGUGUGUGUGUGUGUGUGUGUGUGUAUGUUUAUGUGUAUGUAUGUGUGUGUGUGUAUGUUUAUGUGUAUGUAUGUGUGUGUGUAUGUGUGUGUUUGUGUGUUUGUUUUACAGGUACCACAGUUGGCCUGCGACCAGAACCGGCUAACCGACUUGGCCACCAGAUCUGCAGUAUCUGUCUGCACCCAGCUAACUAACUUGGCCUCUUCAACUGCAGUAUGUAUGUAUGUAUGUAUGUAUGUAUGUAUGUAUGCACGUAUCCACACAGGUACCACAGUUGGCCUGCAGUUUGGAUGCGACCAGAACCGGCUAACCGACUUGGCCACCAGAACUGCAGUAUGUAUGUAUGUAUGUAUGUAUGUAUGUUUGCACGUAUCCACACAGGUACCACAGUUGGCCUGUUGAACUGCAGUGUGGAUGCAACCAGAACCAGCUAACUAACUUGGCCUCUUGAAGUGCAGUAUUUUGUGGAUGCAACCAGAACCAGCUAACUCACCUGUCCUGUUGAACUGCAGUUUGGAUGCGACCAGAACCGGCUAACCGACUUGGCCACCAGAACUGCAGUAUGUACCUUUUAAAGACGCGCAAGGAUGGAUACCUUCAUGUGGAGUUGUGUUUUUAAUCAUCCAUAUUCAUUCAACCACUUAUUUGUUCUUAUCCUUAAGGUAAGAGGUAAGGUAAGGUAAGCCUUUUUACUGGGUAAAAGCACAGACUUUGAAAACUUGCCAUGGGGAUAAACGUUGUCACACAAGUUAACCACUGUAAAAAAACAAAAAAGGCAAACUAUUUAAAACGUAAGGUCACACAAGUGUCAAAAGAAUUUAAACACACUCACUGCGCAGUUUGUGUAAAAGGGGAAAAAAUUCUUGUGUAUGGUGUUUUCAAAAAGCAAAACAGAAACUUGUCACAAAUGUAUGAAAUAACUUCUUAACAAGAGCUCUUGUGUGUGUCAAAAUCAAAACAAAAAUCAAAAUGUGCAAACUUCACAAAAGCAAAAGGUGCAAAACAUUGUUGGGACAAGUGUUAAAAGGUUGGUCACACAAGUUGACCACUGUAAAACUGGAACAAAAUGUGUAUACUGUGUCUGAAGGUUUAAAAAAAAAAAUAAAGAGGUCUUGUGUGUGUGUGUGUGUGUGUGUCAUAAUCAAAGCACUUGUGUGACAAAUCUAAAAAUAACACUAACUCAAAGGUUUUUUUUUCCAGGAAACACGGUAAAACAAAGGGUCACAAAAAACUGAAUAACGACAGCUCUUGUGUUUGCCAUGGUGUCAAAAACUGCAAACUUGGCAAAAAAAUGUGCAAAAUGUGACAAGUGUGAUUUUUUUUUUGAAGGUUUAAAAAACAACAACAAGAGGUCUUGUGUGUGUCAUAAUCAAAGCACUUGUGUGACAAAUCUAAAAAUAACACUAACUCAAAGGUUUUUUUUCCAGGAAACACGGUAAAACAAAGGGUCACAAAAAACUGAAUAACGACAGCUCUUGUGUUUGCCAUGGUGUCAAAAACUGCAAACUUGGCAAAAAAAUGUGCAAAAUGUGACAAGUGUGAUUUUUUUUUUUGAAGGUUUAAAAAAAAAAAAAAAAAACAAGAGGUCUUGUGUGUGUCAUAAUCAAAGCACUUGUGUGACAAAUCUAAAAAUAACACUAACUCAAAGGUUUUUUUUCCAGGAAACACGGUAAAACAAAGGGUCACAAAAAAUUGAAUAACAGCUCUUGUGUUUGCCAUGGUGUCAAAAACUGCAAACUUGACCAAAAAAAAAGCAAAAAAAUUUGCAAAAUGUUGUGACAAGUGUGAUUUUUUUUUUUGAAGGUUUAAAAAAAAAAAUACAAGAGGUCUUGUGUGUGUGUGUCAUAAUCAAAGCACUUGUGUGACAAAUCUAAAAAUAACACUAACUCAAAGGUUUUUUUUCCAGGAAACACGGUAAAACAAAGGGUCACAAAAAACUGAAUAACGACAGCUCUUGUGUUUGCCAUGGUGUCAAAAACUGCAAACUUGGCAAAAAAAUGUGCAAAAUGUGACAAGUGUGAUUUUUUUUUUUUUGAAGGUUUAAAAAAAAAAAAAAACAAGAGGUCUUGUGUGUGUCAUAAUCAAAGCACUUGUGUGACAAAUCUAAAAAUAACACUAACUCAAAGGUUUUUUUUCCAGGAAACACGGUAAAACAAAGGGUCACAAAAAACUGAAUAACGACAGCUCUUGUGUUUGCCAUGGUGUCAAAAACUGCAAACUUGGCAAAAAAAUGUGCAAAAUGUGACAAGUGUGAUUUUUUUUUUGAAGGUUUAAAAAAAAAAAAAAAAACAAGAGGUCUUGUGUGUGUCAUAAUCAAAGCACUUGUGUGACAAAUCUAAAAAUAACACUAACUCAAAGGUUUUUUUUUCCAGGAAACACGGUAAAACAAAGGGUCACAAAAAAUUGAAUAACAGCUCUUGUGUUUGCCAUGGUGUCAAAAACUGCAAACUUGACCAAAAAAAAAAAGCAAAAAAUUUGCAAAAUGUUGUGACAAGUGUGAUUUUUUUUUUGAAGGUUUAAAAAAAAAAAAAAACCAAGAGGUCUUGUGUGUGUCAUAAUCAAAGCACUUGUGUGACAAAUCUAAAAAUAACACUAACUCAAAGGUUUUUUUUCCAGGAAACACGGUAAAACAAAGGGUCACAAAAAACUGAAUAACGACAGCUCUUGUGUUUGCCAUGGUGUCAAAAACUGCAAACUUGGCAAAAAAAUGUGCAAAAUGUGACAAGUGUGAUUUUUUUUUUUUUGAAGGUUUAAAAAAAAAAACAAGAGGUCUUGUGUGUGUCAUAAUCAAAGCACUUGUGUGACAAAUCUAAAAAUAACACUAACUCAAAGGUUUUUUUUGCCAGGAAACACGGUAAAACAAAGGGUCACAAAAAAUUGAAUAACAGCUCUUGUGUUUGCCAUGGUGUCAAAAACUGCAAACUUGACCAAAAAAAAAAAAGCAAAAAAUUUGCAAAAUGUUGUGACAAGUGUGAUUUUUUUUUUUGAAGGUUUAAAAAAAAAAAAUAAAAUACAAGAGGUCUUGUGUGUGUCAUAAUCAAAGCACUUGUGUGACAAAUCUAAAAAUAACACUAACUCAAAGGGUUUUUUUCCAGGAAACACGGUAAAACAAAGGGUCACAAAAAACUGAAUAACGACAGCUCUUGUGUUUGCCAUGGUGUCAAAAACUGCAAACUUGGCAAAAAAAUGUGCAAAAUGUGACAAGUGUGAUUUUUUUUUUUUGAAGGUUUAAAAAAAAAAAAAACAAGAGGUCUUGUGUGUGUCAUAAUCAAAGCACUUGUGUGACAAAUCUAAAAAUAACACUAACUCAAAGGGUUUUUUUUCCAGGAAACACGGUAAAACAAAGGGUCACAAAAAACUGAAUAACGACAGCUCUUGUGUUUGCCAUGGUGUCAAAAACUGCAAACUUGGCAAAAAAAUGUGCAAAAUGUGACAAGUGUGAUUUUUUUUUUGAAGGUUUAAAAAAAAAAAAAAAACAAGAGGUCUUGUGUGUGUCAUAAUCAAAGCACUUGUGUGACAAAUCUAAAAAUAACACUAACUCAAAGGUUUUUUUUUCCCAGGAAACACGGUAAAACAAAGGGUCACAAAAAACAGAAUAACGACAGCUCUUGUGUUUGCCAUGGUGUCAAACUGCAAACUUGGCAAAAAAAUGUGCAAAAUGUUGUGACAAGUGUGAUGAUGGGUUUUUUUUUCACGUUUAAAAAAAAAAAAACAAGAGGGUGUGUGUGUGUGUGUGUCAUAAUCAAAGCAAUAACUUUAAAAACACUUGUGACAAAUCUAAAAAUAACACUAACUCAAAGGUUUUUUUUUCCAGGAAACAUGGUAAAACAAAGGGUCACAAAAAACUGAAUAACGACAGCGCUUGUGUUUGCCAUGGUGUCAAAAACUGCAAACUUGACCAAAAAAAGCAAAAAAUUUGCAAAAUGUUGUGACAAGUGUGAUUUUUUUUUUUUGCACGUUUAAAAAAAGUGGGGCUAUGGGUCUAAACUGAAAACCAAAUUUUCUCAAAGUCCUCACAAUACACAUAUACCAGAAUUUGUGUAAAAUCUGUGUAUCGCUCUAGCACCCCCGGAGACAAGUCCUGGUAUUGCACCCCUGAUGAAUUAUUCACACUUGUGUAAAUUUUAAAGCUUCUGAUUGGCUGCGGGGCGGAAGGUACCCACAAUUACGGAUUGUGACAGAAAAGUUGUGUAUUUACUUCGUCCUGAUUGGCUGACUGGUUGAGGGUCCUCAUAAUGUAGGAGUUUGUCAAUUGUGUGUAUUUAAAUUCUCAACACCGAUGAGGUGACCGCUAAUCAGCCAAUGAGCUGCAGCCCCAAGCUUCCUGGCUUCCUGCUACAGCGUGAACACGUUGCCAUUUAAUUGUCUACUGCACUGGAGACACGAGGUAAGAAUGAAAGCACACUACUAUGUUUCAAGUCCAUAAAGUUUGCAAUCCCAGUAAGGAGAACACUGUAUGUCAACAGCAUGUAAACCAGCUAGUACUAUCUUAACAUACUAACUGGUUAAUUUAUGUUAGCACGACAUGGUAUGCUAGCCUAGCUUAAAGAGCUAUUUAAAGAGCUAGGUACAUGUUAGGUACACAAGCACAUGUUAGCAUUAAGCAUAUAAGUUUUCAUUUAGUCUUUGAAACAAAUAUAUUAUACCUAACAGCACAAGUAGAUAUUGUGCCUUGUGUUUUUUAACCUGCUAAAUUCACUUUUAAUACAAACUAAAAGACAUGACUUCCUAUGGUUGUUCUUUUGUCACAAAGUAAGUGGUAUGUAUUAAAAUAUAAUGUAGGUGACAAUGCAUGCACCUGAUGUAAAUUUCAGAUGGUCUUAAUCUAGUUUAGUGUAGUUAAACAGAAACAGCAAGUGAGUUGAUGUUUCUGUCUUGAUCCUUGACUUAAGGGGGAACAGUGUUUAAAAUGUUUUACUUGCACUAUUGCACUAUGACAAAAAGUUAGAUGUAAAAUGUUUGGUAACAGGUAAAACUGACAUACUUAAGUUCUUAUUUAUUGAUCAAAGGCAUCAUCUUUAUUGAAACAAAGCGAGGCAAUGAGGCCGCAGAGGGUGAAAGUAAAACCAAAAGAAGAGGCUGCAUACUUUGCAUCCUUAGGAAAGGACAAGGAUGGAUUUGAUAUCCGUUUUAUAAAUUCAUUCAAAGGUCGAGGAGUAUUCAGCAAGCGGCAUUUUGAGAAAGGAGAGUUCCUCAUCGAAUAUCGAGGACAGGUCAUAUCUAAACAAGAACAUGAAAACAGGCUAUGUAUAUACCAUGAUGCCCUCAAGGUGUUCAUGUUUGAAUUUCGGUAUAAUGGAAAGAAUUUGUGUGUUGAUGCUGCUCAAGAGGAUGACUCCCUCGGCCGACUUGUAAACGAUGAUAAUGUGAGCCCAAAUAGCAAAAUGAAGACGACCACUGUCAAUGGGCAGCCUCAUUUGUGUCUAUUUGCAACAACGGACAUCAAGCCUGGUGAAGAGAUAACAUACAAUUACGGAGACUCUGACUGGCCAUGGAGGUUAAAGUGUCCCACAGUGAAGGAGCCGGUUUGUUCUGGGGAUUUGGUCAGCCAUGGAAAAAUAAUUGCAACUGACAAGGAGAACAUAACUGAGGCAGAUCCACAACCUGCUGCUGUGACCAUGACAUCUAACUCCUUGAUCGAUGACAAACAGGUAUCAGCUGCCACAGAUGGUUACCAUGCAGAAGAGGCCAAGAUGUGUGUUUCCCCGAGUGAAACCAACGAACAGGACAACCAAACUGAGACAGAUCCACAACCUGGUGAUGCAAACAAGACAUCUGACUGCUUGACCGAUGAUAAACAGGACAGGAGAGAGCUGUGCUACCUGUCAACAACCCUUCAGCUGCCUCAGAUGACUUCAGAGAUGACUCUGCCCUUCUAAAGACUUCUAGUGGACAGGAGAGAACUGUACAACCUGUUGACAACCCUUCAGCUGCCUCAGAUGGUAUGAUCCUGUGUCAGUCCACCAAGCAUGCACAUUUCUGAUCCACUACUUGCAGGUCAGCUGGUGCUGCUGUUAUGGUCUAUUCUAAUCAUUUGUUUGAUAUUCCAUUCAUAGGUGACACUGCUCUUGAAGGGACAUCUAAAGAGGAUAAUGGGAAGAAAAAGUCCAGCAGGAAAAAAAAACGUCAUGAACAAAGUGCGAUUACCAAAAAUGCUGGAGUGGACGAUCCCAGGAGGAAAAUAAAGCAUCCAUGGUCUCCAGCUGAGGUUGCAGCUGUGAUGAGACAUUUUAAAGAUCACAUCAACAAUGGUAAACUCGUCACUAUGAUUCAGUGCCAGCAGUGCAAGACCGCUGAGCAUCAUGUUCUUGCCGACCGCACUCUUCAAAAUAUAAGAGAUUUUGUUAGAAAUCGUGGCAUAACACUGAAGAGGAAGAACCAAUAAGUACAGAGAGAGAUGAUGUUUUGUUUUUAUGUGUUAAAAGAUAAGAGCUGAGCUCUGUUAAGUGGCGACAAAGCCACAAAAAAUAAAGUUGGUUCUUUAACAACUUUAACAACUGGUUAUACCUGGUGUAAUGUCUUUGUCUAUCAGAUAUGUAUUAAUAGGUUUUACCCGAGGUGGAUAAUGACUAUUGUAUACUGAGGAUGUCUUACACACAUGCCACAGAUCAGGUAUGUCUUUAAAUUUCACAAUGGUAUUGUGUUCAUCUAUUUGUCCUCAUAUACUGGUUGUGACCUAUUAAUGCACAUUACUUUCAUUUUUGUGUUUGUGUGAAUCCAUGUUCCAGCAAGUCACCUGUGACCCUCCAAGUCACAUUAGUGUCAGUGUUUGUGUGUUGUAUAACAACAGUCCUUAUUAAUCAAGUUGGUUCUUAUAAUUCUCCUUUUUGUCAUGGGCGGGGUUUAGCAGCUCAUUAACUUUGUCCUUACAAGUCGUCGUAGUGUCAGGUUGUUGUAACUUGCGUUGCUUUUUGUGUUUCUGACUUUUGAAGUGAGAUUUGCAGAGUACAGCCCAAACCAAAUUUUUUGAUAUAUGCCACACCUCUGGGAAACAAGCGGAAAGGGGUGCCACCCUAAUACACCAAAAAACUUGUUUGGCGAGAGGUGUCCUUAUAGUUCACAAAAACCCGUAUAUAUGUGUGUCAAAUCUAAAAAAAAACACUAAAUCACCAAAGUUUUUUUUCCCCCCAGGAAAAAUGGUAAAACAAAACAACAGCUCUUGUUUGCUAUGGUGUCAAAAAUCAAAAACUGCAAACUUGACAAAUAAAAAAGAAAAAAUGUGCAAAACGUGACAAGUGUAAAAGGUUUACUACUGUGAAACAAAACUUCAUCAUGAGGCCUUGUGUUUUGCCAAAUGGACAAGAAAUGAUCGAGUAUAACGAUGCAGGAUUGUGAACGGACAAAAAGUGCCUUGAAAGUUGACUGUAUUGAUACUGUGUGAUACUAUUGAAUGCAGGUGAAAGAACAGUGAUAAAUAUUGAUUAAUAAACCCUGGCUACAGACUGCCAGG